Messenger RNA from Hypoxylon fragiforme, 1837 nucleotides. RefSeq lists its product as uncharacterized. The transcript has 2 exons. The record is from RefSeq and is a predicted model, not a curated record. Lineage: Eukaryota; Fungi; Ascomycota; Sordariomycetes; Xylariales; Hypoxylaceae. Bases 333 to 1679 code for a protein of 448 amino acids.
AAUCCCACCAUCUCGUAGUGGUACAGUCGUCGCACAAUCGUUGCACGGUACACCAACCCGUUCCCGCCGUCUUCCCACCGUACCUGCGUUCGGCCUCACCAAUAUUUCUAAUAUCACUCCCGAACGAACCGAGUCUCGUGAUUACUGUUACCAACUGUUACCAAUCAACCAGAUUGUCCUUUUAUAAGCUGCCUGGCUUGUCGUGGCUCUAAUACGAACGGCGCCCAUUCUGGGACAGCCUCGGGUGCGUCGGCUGCCGGCCUACAACAUCGGAUUGCCACUCCCAACGGUGUUCCAGCUCUCUAAAUCUAGUCACUCGUUCAUAAUUCACCAUGUAUCUUCCGUUUCGUAUCCCUAUCCCACUCCGGCCUGAUGUCGACAAUUGUCUCAGCUGUAAUAAGCUGUCGACCAGAAACAAUAAUGCGCCUCCCAACACCAUCUUCGUUGUUGUUGGCAUUAUAGCUGGUAUCUUGGUGCUUGUUUCUCUCGUUUAUCUUAUUUCACGCCAUAAAAUGAGGUCGAGGCGGAGAAGUGGAAAGGGUGGUUACCAUCAGACUUCUGACGUAGAAUCGCUCGAUACAACUACUUCGCGGAGUGCGAGAACGCGAAACGACCCGUCCGACUCCAAUCCAUCGGUCUCCGAAACGAAUCGGAAUAGUUCGGUAACGCAGGUAGAUAGGCACACGUCCGUUCGAUCAAUAAUGACCUUGCCAGCGUAUCGCACCAAGGCAAAUGAAAACGAACAAGUCAUAGGCCGCGAAGGAGAGCGCGAUGGCGUUGACGUCGUGGUGGAAUAUCCUUCUGCCGAGGAUAUGGAGAGCAUGAGAGACGAAGAAAUGGAGACGCUAUUUCAGAUCCGGAUGGCAAGAAGACGGGAGCGCGCCGAACGGGAAGAACGACGUCGUUUAGCCGACGAAGCGAGGGCCCGUGGCGAUGCGGCGGCAUUAAUGGAUUUGGCUGCUCGGCGACGAGCCGCGCACGCGAAUAAUGAGGUAGAGGGUUUGCGCGACGCAUACGGUCAGAUAAAAGACAAGCGGCAACGAGCCGUCUCUAGUGUUAGCUAUCACGAACUUGGCGUAGCGCAACUCAAUGGAACGAGAGUCCGCGCAAAUAGCCAAGAGAGUGAGGGAGUAGGGUUGCUCUCCGAUGCGGCCAGCAUAGCGUUAUCGAUGCGAUCACCUUCGGCCCAGUCACAUCGUCGCGAUCGAAGCGCCAGCUCUGUUUUGAGUCUGGAUAGUGAUUUCCCAUCGCCGGCAUUGAGGUCUGGGGCGUCAACACCGCGAUUAGGGAGCCAUACCCGUGCAGGGUCAAGCCCCGAGAUAAUUACUGAGGCAGAUUUAGGCGACUCUGAUAUGCCACCACCAGACUAUGAAGAUGUUAGCUUGGAUGAUGUCAGAUCGGGUGCAACGACAUCCAUGUUUAAUGGCCCUCCACCUAACUACAUCCACCCCACCGAAGAGCGUGAGCGAAGGCUAAGCGCACAUGUCGGUGAUAUGGUGGACAGGAUGACAGAAAGUGGUGACCUUUCGACGACGGAUCAUGCUCGAGAUAGACCCUCCUCAGCAAGGCUUUCCAGAGGUGUAGGCGGGGUCCCGCAAUUGCCCAGCCUACGGAUUGGAAAGUUGCCAAGGAUUGUUAUCGAGCCAUCAACCGCCCAUCCUAACGACCCCGAUCCAUGAGCACACGGUCAUCCGAUGCCAUCUAAACUCUUUGAGCUCGGGCAAGAAUGACACCUGACUCACGAAAUACCACGACGACUAUGUGGCCCAUGGCCGGAUUAUUAAAUAUGUCGAUACUCAGCUGUAUACAAAGAUUUGGGAUAGUACUUGUUAAAUAU